ACCGCGGAGACGCUUCAGCGAAGUUCUCCAGGUCCAGAUAACACUAUCUGCAACGGGUAUUGUUUGAAGCUUUAGCCAGAAAAGGAUACGUAUUAAUUUAAAUAUACGCCUGGUGAAGAAUCGUGUUACCCAUGUAACCAAUUAGGAGACUCGUUAUGUUCACCUGCAAACAAAUUAAACUGCUGGUUUUAGUCGUGUUAGCCUACCAAGAGAGCAACUUGCGAGACAUCAGUUCAUGGCACCGUACACACUGGAACCUUACCAAUCUGAUCACUACAGCUAGAUCAGCGGCUGCAGUUUGAACUAAAGCGCAUGUCUUUAUAUAGGAGUCUGCUGAAAACUAAAUGCUAAGAUGACAAAUAUGAGUUGCUUCGAGCGUCGUCUGAGACGCACAGCGCCAGCACACGGGGGCAGCCAGAAUGAACUUGUCGUAGCACCCACCCACUCCAGGGUGAACGGCUGGUCCUGCCCGCUCCAUGUGCUCCAGCCUCUGGCAUGGCUCGUGUAUGCCUUCAUGGCCAUCGUGGGUUUUGGGGUCUACAUCCCUCUCCUGCCUCCACCAUGGAACUACCUGUCAUACGGGGUGACUGGCACAGCAUGUGUCUUGCAUUUGCUGACUCAUGUGGCAGCGGUGACUAUAGACCCGGCUGACUACAGUGUCCGUGUGAGGAAGGACUACUUAAGCCCCAUGCCUGUCUUUGACAAGAAGAAGCAUCCACACGUCAUACACAAUCAGCACUGCUACUUGUGUGAGGUGGAUGUGGGACCUAAGGUUAAACACUGCAGUAGCUGCAAUAAGUGCAUUGCAGACUUUGACCACCACUGCAAAUGGCUCAACAACUGUGUAGGAGGAAGGAACUAUUGGCCCUUUUUUGUGACUGUCCUUUCUGCGGUUGUGGGGGUCUUCCUCCUUUUUCUGGUCAUUUUGUACAUCUUCAUUGAACACUUUGUGAACCCUGCUAAUCUGCGCACAGCAGGAGCUUUUCAGGGUUUGAAAGGGAACGGGACAUGGCUAGCCUUCCUGCCACUGGCGCCAGUGGAGACCAGUUCGACCAGUCUCCUCGUAUUGGCCUUCAUCACCAUUAUAGUUGCCCUUGUCUCUCUCUUACUGCUCUGCCACUUGCUGGUCUUCCACAUAUAUCUCUUAUCUAAAGGAAUGAGCACAUACGAGUAUAUUGUGAAGCAGCGUCAGCUACAGAGUGCCAGGGAGCAGAAAGCAGGAGGCACUCAGCUGUCUCCAUCUCCUGCUGUAGCCAAGGGCCUUGGUCAUUUGGACAUGCCUAUAGACUGUGAUGCUCCUCUAUCAAGCAGACCAAGUGUCUUCAAAUACCAAGACAGAGGAGAGAUUUCCAGUCAUCUGUCAGGACCCAUCUGUUCAGAGAUGGAUCAUUUUCCUCAUGCAAGUGAUGGAGAGAAUUAUCUUAACUAUGGUUCAAAAGCAUUGCAAAUGGUGCCAGGUGAGGCGGUGGCUGUUCCUCCGGUGGGCUGGAGCCCGAGUCUGAGCCAGGUGCAGAGCCUGCAGGACUGCCAGCAGGGCACCGCUGCCAGGCAUCGCCAGGCUGAGGGAGUCCCUGUCGUCCAGGGCCCUUUGAGCACCUCCGACAUGGACACCACCACUGCCCGACAGCAGCUCAUCCACUGAGACGAGCGCGCAUGCAGCAUCCAAGAGCCGAAGAGGGUGCAGCCCCGCCAGCAGACUGCUCUUACCCACGGAUUGAACGGAUCCAGCUCCCCGAGUUCUUUGUGAGCACUGAAAUCUCGCAUCCAUUAGAUGAAGAAUGAAAGACUGAACUCUGCAGUAGAGUCAGUCUUCAGAAGGGUUGGAGUCCUCGGGUCUUAAUAAUAAUAAAUGGUGCCAUAGCUCACUAGGCCUUAAUUCUAGUAUUCAUAGCUUGAAUAACAACUUCUUUUGUUUUGUUUUUUUUGCUCAAUCCUUCAUCAAGGCCUUGGUCAUUAGCUGAGGGAAGAGAAACACUAAAUCGUAUGCAGUACACAAAUUGAUAACAGCUGACUUGACUCAGAGCGACGUCUCUUGGAGAGUUAAGAGUUAGAUCAUGGGUUAAGACUAAUGCUCAUCAUGCCGCUAUAUGUGCAGUAUACUUUAUGCAAAAUGAGGUUUUUGUCCUUGUAGAAGUUGAACCACCUCGCGAAUGAAGUUUGCAAGGUCCAUGUGGCCUUGGUUUUUUUAAAUAAGGCUUCUUGUAUAUGAGCGCCAACAUUAAUGGUCGGUCUCUACAUCUUAUGUUUGUAACUAUAAACGCACUGAGGUUUCAAUGAUUAACUGUGUGGCUGUUCAAGAUCAGUAAUUUGUAGGCUGUGCCAAUUUCUCAUUUGGAAAGGAGUCACUUGGCCAGCUGAAAAGCAAACUUGCUGAUCUUGUUGAACCACAGAACGAGACCUGGUUUCCCUUUAUAACUGUCAAACUAUAUCAACACUCAAAGUUGUCAACACUUUCAAACUUCACUGCAGUCAAAUGACAGAAACCUGUACCGAAAUGAGUCCCUUGGCUAGCUUCAUAAACAAUCUUACUGAGCUUGUUUACCACAGAACAAAACCUGGAUUCGCUUUACAAUUCAGCGCCUCACUCCCUUUAUAACUCGUGUUCUGUGAUGUAGACAGCUAGGAUCAAAGUAAAGGGAACUUAUAGAAAUGACAAGACACAACUGUCUAAAAUAACUGAAUGGAAAUAAUGUUAUAACGUGAAAUGUCAAUCGUGUGCUCCGUUGAAGUUUAUACUGAAGCUACCCUCUAGAGGGCAGUCAUGUCGUCACCAUAUUUGAUCUCAAAGCACGAUGAUUAUAGCUCAGGACCACAUAAUGGCAUUUAAUACCAGAGCCCAAACCUUGAUACAUUGAUACAUUUGGUCACAAUAGAAAAGGAAAGGGGCAUUUCCUUCUCCAUUGUGACAAAGUUCACGUUUUGGGCUCUGGUAUUAAAUGCCGUUAUCUGACAUUAACAUCAAAGUUCUCUGUGGACCCAUUUUUCCUCUCCUUUCGCGCUCUCUUCGUUGUGCUCGCCCACAUUGCCGCUCUUUUAAGCACAAAAUGACCGGCAGUGCCGAUGUUGUGGUGGGUGAGGUGCUUAUAUAGGCUAUGUAUCCACCAGCAGUCGUCUGCACACGGGACUUCUGAACUCUCCCCCACGUCCUGGAAAUGUUUGUUCCAGAUUACUAGCACACAUGUAUUCAUGAAUUGAUGUUUGCAUAUUUUGAUUUUAUUUUUUAAAAAGAACUGAUCAUUACAUUUGUUUUAAUAACAUUAUGGCAAAUUACUUGUACCUUUAUUUGAUAAUGAAUACCAAAUAAAGUAUAUUUUAAAAACCCA
Molecule: messenger RNA, 3323 nt
Organism: Electrophorus electricus (electric eel)
Lineage: Eukaryota; Metazoa; Chordata; Actinopteri; Gymnotiformes; Gymnotidae
Gene: zdhhc11
Product: zDHHC palmitoyltransferase 11
Biological process (GO): peptidyl-L-cysteine S-palmitoylation; protein targeting to membrane
Cellular component (GO): Golgi apparatus; endoplasmic reticulum
Molecular function (GO): protein-cysteine S-palmitoyltransferase activity
Source: RefSeq, a predicted model, not a curated record